Molecule: messenger RNA, 1818 nt
Organism: Alnus glutinosa
Lineage: Eukaryota; Viridiplantae; Streptophyta; Magnoliopsida; Fagales; Betulaceae
Product: protein SUPPRESSOR OF K(+) TRANSPORT GROWTH DEFECT 1
Exons: 8
Coding region: 302-1609 (435 amino acids)
Biological process (GO): endosomal transport; vacuole organization
Molecular function (GO): ATP hydrolysis activity; ATP binding
Source: RefSeq, a predicted model, not a curated record
AACCAUAACGAACGCAUAAACAAAGACACCAACGUAUCCCAAUUUCCAAACGCGUACUCAGCAGAAAAUUCCUGCCCCCUUUCCUGCAAUCCAAAUCUAGAACCGAUCCCACAAACAAAAUCCCUAAGAAAAGUAGUUCCGAUCGCCUCAAUUUCUAACGCCAAAUCAAAACUCACCGGCUCCGAAGCCUCUUCCGAUGAACCUAUCAGAAUUCUAGGGUUCGUUUUGUUUUCAACAAAGAUUUUGCUGUUCUAUUUGGGCGAGAUAACUUUUUGCUUAUGCGAUUUGUGGUGGGUGAAAGAUGUACAGCAACUUCAAGGAGCAGGCGAUAGAGUUUGUGAAGCAGGCCGUGCAGGAAGACAAUGCGGGGAACUACGCCAAGGCGUUCCCGCUGUACAUGAACGCCUUGGAGUACUUCAAGACGCACCUCAAGUACGAGAAGAACCCCAAGAUCAAGGAGGCCAUCACGCAGAAGUUCACCGAGUACUUGCGCCGGGCCGAGGAGAUCCGGGCUGUGCUCGACGACGGCGGGCCCGGCCCGGCCUCCAACGGCGGCGAAGGGGCGGUGGUGGCCAGGCCCAAGACGAAGCCCAAGGACGGCGAGGGUGGUGGAGACGGAGAGGACCCUGAGCAGACCAAGCUCAGGUCCGGCUUGAACUCCGCGAUUGUGAGGGAGAAGCCCAACGUCAAGUGGAGCGAAGUCGCGGGCCUUGAGAGCGCCAAGCAGGCGCUCCAGGAGGCGGUUAUACUGCCCGUCAAGUUCCCGCAGUUCUUUACCGGCAAGAGACGACCAUGGAGGGCUUUUCUAUUGUAUGGGCCACCUGGAACUGGAAAGUCAUACUUGGCCAAGGCUGUUGCAACUGAAGCAGACUCUACCUUUUUCAGUAUUUCUUCAUCGGACCUGGUCUCUAAGUGGAUGGGUGAAAGUGAAAAGUUAGUUUCAAACCUUUUCCAAAUGGCUCGUGAAAGUGCUCCUUCCAUCAUCUUCAUUGAUGAAAUAGAUUCAUUAUGUGGUCAGCGUGGUGAAGGCAAUGAGAGUGAAGCUUCUAGGCGUAUCAAGACAGAACUUCUUGUGCAGAUGCAGGGUGUAGGACACAAUGACGAGAAAGUUCUCGUUCUUGCAGCUACAAAUACCCCCUAUGCUCUAGACCAGGCCAUUCGACGGCGUUUUGACAAACGCAUAUACAUUCCUCUACCAGAUUUGAAGGCACGGCAGCAUAUGUUCAAAGUGCAUCUAGGGGAUACUCCUCACAAUUUAACUGAAAGUGAUUUUGAAAGUUUGGCUCGCAGGACAGAAGGCUUUUCAGGUUCAGAUGUUGCUGUUUGUGUAAAGGAUGUCCUAUUUGAACCUGUUCGUAAAACACAAGACGCUAUGUACUUUGUUAAGACUUCUAAUAAUAUGUGGAUGCCAUGUGGACCAAAACAGCAAGGUGCUGUCCAAAUUUCCAUGCAGGAGCUGGCAGCACAAGGACUUGCUUCACAGAUCCUUCCACCCCCUAUCACAAACACAGAUUUUGACAAGGUGGUUGCAAGGCAGAGGCCUACUGUGAGUAAAUCUGACCUUGAAAUUCAGGAGAGAUUCACAAAAGAGUUUGGAGAGGAGGGUUGAGGAAUUUGAUAAAAUUUCGCGCCAUUGAUCCACACUAGUUGUGAGUACAUUGGUAUGAUUUGUAUUUUAUUUAUCAGUGCUGGCUUCCAGUGAAUUAUAUCCUUUUUCUUUAGACGACAUGGGGAAGGUGACUUGACUUCCCCAUCUCUGUAUUCAGAUGAUGUUAAUACUGAGGUUUAUGAAAUUGCUUGUUCCAAUUGUGUAAAGAA